AUGACAGAAUGGUGGCCCCCCCCUAACAAUGAGCCAACUCAUCAAGCCAUUCAUGUUAUCUCUGGGGGCGAGACUUUAGCUGGAAAUACUUCUUCUUCUCGAAAGGCCUAUGCCCGUCAGGCCUACCAAGUCAAUUCCGUGAUGGAGGUAAGAGAGGACGAGGAGCCAAUCACGUUCACCCCUACUGAUAGAGGUGAUAUAAUACUCCCACAUGACGAUCCAAUGGUAAUUUCUGCAGUUAUCGCUAAACACCCCAUCAGUAGAAUUUUGGUGGAUAGCGGCAGCUCUGUUAAUCUAAUCUAUUGGAAUUGUUUCGAACAAAUGCACAUAUCCCAAAACCGGUUGAAAAAAGUGUCCUCUCCCCUGUACAGCUUCACUGGAGAAGCCGUCUCGGUGGCAGGAUCUGUUCAACUACCUGUCACAUUGGGCGCCGACCCUCAAAGUGUGACUCGACAGGCGAAUUUCAUGGUGGUCAAAGCCCCUUCCGCAGCAUACAACAUGAUUUUAGGCCGACCGCUCCUCAAUGAUAUGAGGGAUGUAGUGUCCUCUUGCUACUUAUUAAUGAAAUUCCCCACGCUCUCAGGAGUAGGGCAAGUUUGUGGAGAUCAGAAGAAGGCAAGGUCCUGUUAUGUAUCGUCCACAAAAGGAAAAAGAGCAGAAGAGACUUUAUCUAUCGCUGAAAAAGCCAUACACAAAUCCCUAGCAGAAGAGACUGCUCGCAAGCCCCAACCAGUGGAAGAGUUAGAAGCAGUAUGCUUAAGUGACACAGAUCCCGAGAAGUUGGUGUAUGUGGGCACGAAGCUUCCGAAACCAGUAAAAGAAGAAAUCAUGGGGUGCCUUAGAGAAAAUUUGGAUGUCUUUGCUUGGACACCAAGGGAUAUGCCAGGGAUUAGUCCAGACGUGAUAUGUCACCAUUUGAACGUGGAUCCUCAGUUCAAGCCUGUUCGACAGAAAAAAAGGAAUAUCGCCCCUGAUAGACUACCGGCGUUAGAAGAAGAAAUAGAUAAGCUACUAAAGGCAGACUUCACUGGCCUCAACAAGGAGUGUCCUAAAGAUUCCUACCCAUUACUUCGGAUUGAUCGUCUGGUGGAUGAAACAUCUGGGUAUCAUCUAUUGAGCUUCUUAGAUGCCUUCUCAGGGUAUCAUCAGAUAAUGAUGUAUUCUCCAGAUUAG
Diospyros lotus (date-plum) is the source of this 1173-nucleotide messenger RNA. RefSeq lists its product as uncharacterized. Bases 1 to 1173 code for a protein of 390 amino acids. The record is from RefSeq and is a predicted model, not a curated record. The transcript has 2 exons. Lineage: Eukaryota; Viridiplantae; Streptophyta; Magnoliopsida; Ericales; Ebenaceae.